AUCAUCAACAUUAACACCAACAUCCUCAUCAUCAUCAUCAUCAUCGUCAACACCAACAUUACCAUUGAAAAAAAUAAAAUCCAAUUCAUCAAGAUGUUAUUAUUUUGACAUAAUUUUAAUGGCCAUAUCAGUGUUUGGAAUUUUACUUUUAUCAAUAUUUUAUUAUUCAACAUGGACUGUAAAUUAUAAAUAUUCGAUUGCCAUCGAUUCUGGUUCAACACAUAGCCGUGUUAUAUUGUUUAGAUGGAAAGCUGAUAAAUUAAAUAAUACCGGAUUGAUUGAAGAGAUUAAUUCCUGUAAAAUUAAUCAAGGAAUUGCAUCAUAUGUUAAUAAUGAUGAUAAUAAAGUGGUUGAUGAUAUUUUCAAAUGUAUACAAAAUAUAACGGUCGAUUUGAAGAUUAAAAAUGAAAGUCUAUAUGUAUAUUUAGCAGCAACAGCUGGUAUGAGAUUAUUAUAUCUAACCGACCAGAAUUUAGCAACCAAAAUACUUGAUCAAAUACGAAAUGAAUUUCAAAAAUCAGGUAUGAUUGUAAAACGAAUAUCUAUUAUCACUGGCCAAGAAGAAGGAAUGUUUGCCUGGAUUGCAGCCAAUUAUCUUUCCGGAACAUUGUUUUCAAAUAAAUCGAUCGGAAUAUUGGAUAUGGGUGGUGCAUCAGCACAGAUUGCUCGUGCUAUACGAUCGAAAGAUAAACAGAAUGAUGAUGAUGAUGAAAAUUAUAAACAAAUUCGUUUAUUUGGAAAUGAAUAUUUAAUUCAUACAUUUAGUAAUCUUUGUUUUGGUUCUGAACAAGCAUUAUAUCGUUAUAUUCGUUUAUUAAUCUCAAGACAUACGGAUAAAAAUAAUACAAUUAAUGUUGCUUGUUUUCCACGCGGUUAUCAAACAUCAUCAACAAAAUAUCCUAUAAAUAAUAAUGUCUGUACAGAAAUGAAAUCAGAAUCAGCAAAUACUAAUAAUAAACAUAAUGAAUAUGAUUUAAUCGGUACUGGACAAAUAGAACAAUGUCAAAAGGAUAUUGAUUGGUUAUUGAAUCGACAAAAAUGUGAAGAAAAUUUUAAAAUCUGUUUUAAAAAUAUUACCAUUGAAUCAAAUGAUGAUUAUAAUAAUCAACAAAUGAAUCUAUUUUAUGCUAUAUCAACAUAUUAUUAUGAAACAAAAGUAUUAGGAUUUGAAAAAUUAGAAAACAUAUCACGACAACAGUAUUUAAAUGAAUAUAAACGAUUGUGUACAAAAACAUUUGAUGAAUUGAAUAAUGAACUUCGUAUUGAUAUUAAAUAUACAUCAAAUAAGUGUUUUAAAUUACCAUUUAUAAUCAGCACAUUAACCAACAUUUAUAAAUUCAAUGAUAAAACAUGGCCUCUAUUAAAAUUUGCCCAUGAUGUAAACAAAACUUAUCUUGGUUGGAUAACUGGUAUGAUGAUCAAUGAAUCUAAUGAGAUUGCAAGCGAACAGCCAAUAAUUUAUUUUAUUUCUAAUGUAAUCUAUUGGGCAAUGAUAAUCACAUUCAUCAUGAUAUUCAUUAUCAGUGUUAUAAUUGUUUAUAAUUUGAAAAUUCAUCGAAAAAUUGGCAAACAGAAACGAGUAGUACAUAAUACAUUCGUUUGAUUGAAACAUUAAAAAAAUAUGGCGCGUUUAGUCAAAAAUUUAAAAAAAGAAAAA
Dermatophagoides pteronyssinus (European house dust mite) is the source of this 1657-nucleotide messenger RNA. RefSeq names its product ectonucleoside triphosphate diphosphohydrolase 3-like. Gene Ontology annotation, molecular function: UDP phosphatase activity; ribonucleoside triphosphate phosphatase activity; GDP phosphatase activity. The record is from RefSeq and is a predicted model, not a curated record. Gene Ontology annotation, cellular component: membrane. NCBI's taxonomy places the organism in Eukaryota, Metazoa, Arthropoda, Arachnida, Sarcoptiformes, Pyroglyphidae. Gene Ontology annotation, biological process: nucleoside diphosphate catabolic process.